Molecule: messenger RNA, 591 nt
Organism: Chaetura pelagica (chimney swift)
Lineage: Eukaryota; Metazoa; Chordata; Aves; Apodiformes; Apodidae
Gene: PDCD2
Product: programmed cell death 2
Exons: 5
Coding region: 1-591 (196 amino acids)
Cellular component (GO): cytoplasm; nucleus
Source: RefSeq, a predicted model, not a curated record
AUGGGUACAAAUGAGUCGGGGGAUGCAAUUCCAGAGCAUAACGAGUUCCUUUUUCCAGAAUAUGAAAUUUUGAUAGAGCCUGAGGAACCAGAAUUUGCUGCUGACAGCAGUGCAGAUCUUGGUAAUGAACAAGGAGAUGUAGAUACAUCAAAGGACUCAAAAGAACCAGGGGAACUCAGAGCUACAGUCAGUGCAGGUGAAGCACUUCAGUCCUUAGAUGAAGAGACAUUGGAAGCAAUGGCAAAACAUGAGACUGAAGAAGACAAGAUCUUCCAGAUGUUCAAAGAGCGAGUAGCGAGCAGGUCAGAACAGAUUAUUAGAUACUGCAGAGGAGGCAAAGGACCAAUCUGGGUAUCAGGUGAAAAUAUUCCUGAAGAAAAAGAUAUCCCAAAUUGUUUAUGUGGUGCCAAAAGGAUUUUUGAAUUCCAGAUUAUGCCACAGCUCCUGAACCACCUUCAGGUUGACAGCCUUGGAGAGAGCAUUGACUGGGGAACACUGGUGGUGUACACUUGUGCUGACAACUGCGGUGACGGGAGUGAAUAUCUGGAAGAGUUCAUAUGGAAACAAGACUUCUCUGCAGGCUCUAUUUAA